AUGCGAGAAACCAAAUUGAAAACUAGUAGGUUUCUACUAAAAUCUCCUGUUGAAGAGGAUGAUUUUGAUGAAAUUACGGAAAUAAAAUCCAAUCCAAAAGUCUAUCUCACACAGCUAUAUGGAAAUAUCACUAGCCGGGAGUAUUGCAGGUUUAUGUUUCAACACUAUAUAACAGAUGCUCGGGUCUCUCUAGCAAGGCGAAAACGAUGGGUUUUCGGCAUUUAUCCAUUAGAAACAUCUUAUGAAUUCCCAAAACGAAAGUAUAUAGGGAACGUUGGGAUCUCAAAGAACGCAGUUUCUUCUGAAACAGCUGAUCUAUUUUUUGAGGUAAGCCCUGAUUACUGGGGUCUUGGCGUUGCUACAGAGUGCAUAUCCAAAGCUAUGGAAUUUGCCUUUGAACAAGGGGUAAAAAGAAUUGUGGCAGAUCCCGUGCAUGGAAAUGAAGCAAGCAAAAGAGUUGUUACCAAACUUGGAUUUCAUGAUACUGGCCGCUCUGUUCCUACAUAUACGGGCACCUCGAAGCAUAUCUAUGUAUUCCCAAAGCCAAAAGCGGCAGCAAGAAUUAAAAAUUAA
Messenger RNA from Schizosaccharomyces osmophilus, 573 nucleotides. Its product is annotated as N-acetyltransferase. Lineage: Eukaryota; Fungi; Ascomycota; Schizosaccharomycetes; Schizosaccharomycetales; Schizosaccharomycetaceae. The transcript has a single exon. Gene Ontology annotation, molecular function: acyltransferase activity, transferring groups other than amino-acyl groups. The record is from RefSeq and is a predicted model, not a curated record. The coding region runs from base 1 to 573 and encodes 190 amino acids.